CCUUCAUUCGCUCAACAUGGCGGCGCACAGCAAAUCGACGCAAAGCUGGAGAAAUAUUUACGUCUUGUAUUUGUUUGUUUUCCUCCAGCUGUGGUGUAACGUCUGCCUUUCAGCUCCGGCGAGCAUCACGCAAGGUUUCCAGACUGCUGAUUUGACUGCCUUGGCUGUGGCAGCAGCUCAGACAAACAGAACAGAACAGAGUACACCAAGUCCAAAGCUCGCAUCGACAACUGCUGCCGCCCCCAAACCGACAACUGCUGCCGCCCCCAAACCGACAACUGCUGCCGCCCCCAAACCGACAACUGCAGAGGCCAAGGAUGCCAAGUCGCCCCGUCAAGUAGAGCCCACCACGCGUCUUUCAGCACAGAGCAAGAAAAACGCUAGGGCCACGCUGCCUCCACCUGCAGAUGAAAAGACUACGAAAGAAACUAUGAAAGAAACUACGGAAGAGAAUGCAGUCAAGACGACCUCUCCUGCUCCCACCGCCAGCAUCAAGGUGACCCAGACAACAGGUGAGCCCGAUGUCCAGGGCACCUCCCCAGCAGAAAGCGUAGAGCCACAGCUUAAUACAGUGAAGCAAACAGAAAUCCCCUCCGAACCUGUUGAAGAAUACAAUUAUGACGAAGACUUCAUAGUUUCUUCCUAUGAAGGGGGGAAGAAAACUAAGGGGCAAAUCAACACCAAGCAGCCGGUUAAUGUGCUGGAGGAAGCCGACAUUUUCAGCUCAGAGGAACAGGAUUCCCACUUCUUCUUCCACCUGGUCAUCCUGGCCUUCCUGGUGGCCGUCGUCUACAUCACCUAUCACAACAAGAAGAUCUUCCUGCUGGUUCAGAGCCGCCGCUGGAAGGAGGGUUUAUGCUCCCGUAACAACGGAGACUAUCGGCGCCUGGACCAGAACGUCAACGAAGCCAUGCCGUCCCUCAAGAUGACCAAAGAUUAUAUAUUUUGAUUGACGCUCCUAUACACAGAAAUCCAGCUGCUUAUCUGAUCACUAGAAUAAAGUAAAGAGGCUUUGCUUUUUUUCAAAAAUCAUGUUUUACUUUGCAACAGCGGAAAUAAUUUACUAUUAGUUGGAGUAGAAUUGGACAGGUUGUUGUUACCUUUUAUGUUUCUUCAUUUUUUAAAAAGUUUUUUUUUACAUCUUUGCAUGUUUGUGUAAUUUUUUUAAAGUUCUAAGAUAGAUGAACAAAUAAGGUGAUGUAACAUUUACUAUUCCUAAUUCCUCCAUUUCCACCUAUAAAUGUCGAUUUCGCUCAGCAUUCAAACCAAGCGAUACACUGGCACGUAACGCACUUUGUGUCAUGCAUACAUUUAUAUAAAAAGCAUUAACUAAGCAGAGCAGCCAUAUGAAAUAAAGAACUAAAAUAAAUUAACACCUGUGUGUAAACUGAUCUACCUUAACUGCACCUUGUAGGUAAAAUUAUUAGUCACCAGACUCUUACUAUUACUAUUGUUCUGUACAGAUCAUUUUAAAACAUCCAGGAACAGUUAAAGGGUUUUUUAGUUUUUAUUGGAUCUAAUAAAUAUGAUUUGCACUUUUAAGUAGUUUCAGAAAACGCACAGUGCCCUCCUGUAUUACACAACGUUGGUUUAUGGAUGUGAAUGAAACGAUGGUGUGUUUCUAGGGAUAAACAUUUGAUCAGGGAGGAAUAAUCUUCAGGUGAUGGAUAAUCUUGUGUGUUUAAGCCAUUUAAGAGCAGGUUGUACACAGUGGAAUGUACUAAUUUAUAGGAAUCUCUUAUUGCCAGGCUUCUUUGUCUCGAUUGCUUUAUGUUUUAAUUCCGGGUUCCUCCAGAUUUUGCUGUGCAGAUGUUCUGUGGCCUCUUGCUUUAUGGCUUCAGUGAAGUCUCUGUCAAGCCAUCGCCAAAUGACGAAACUGCAACUGCAGUGUCCAAUUUUACUCCCGUUUACCAGGAACAUGUGCAGCAAGUAAAGAAUUUAGUUAUUUCAGGGUAUUUCUCUCUAUCUGUUGCCAUUUCAUGCCUCUUUGUUGAAAUGCCAUGAAACACCAUGUCCAUGUUUUCUGUGUGAUACAUGGUAGUUAUGGGCUCUGCUCUUAUGAUCUACUGCUACUGCAAUCAACACUACGUUGUACAA
Poeciliopsis prolifica (blackstripe livebearer) is the source of this 2097-nucleotide messenger RNA. RefSeq names its product keratinocyte-associated transmembrane protein 2-like. NCBI's taxonomy places the organism in Eukaryota, Metazoa, Chordata, Actinopteri, Cyprinodontiformes, Poeciliidae. The record is from RefSeq and is a predicted model, not a curated record.